Schistosoma bovis is the source of this 1182-nucleotide messenger RNA. The record is from the annotation of a GenBank genome assembly. Lineage: Eukaryota; Metazoa; Platyhelminthes; Trematoda; Strigeidida; Schistosomatidae.
AUGUUUUUGUCAAGUUCAGAAUAUACUUCAAAUGAUUUACUGAAUUCAAAUCGUAAAUCAUCCACUUUAUCAUCGUCAACUUCACCAACGACAAUGCCAACAUCUUCAUCAUCAUCAUCAUCGUCUAUACGUUUUCGUGGUAAUAAAUUUGGACGUCUUAAAACAAAAUGUUUAAACCUCAAUAGAUAUCAACAAAAUUAUUCAUUAUCUAAUAAUCGUUUACAUUUAUGUAAUAAACCAAAUCAUUUCAAUUCAAUAAUGACAACAUCUGCAUUGAAAGCUAUUCGUAGAUCAACAAUUAAUCUUCCUAAUACUCAUUGGCCAAAUUUGUCUUUAGGAUCACAAAUUACAACAACAACACCACCAUCAUCAUCAUCAUCAUCGCCAGCAUUUACAUCAAUAAUAGAUCAAAAAUUAAAGUCGAAUUUCUUAACUGAUCUACAAUUUCCUGAAACCAAUAUAAACAAUACUAAUGGAUUAUUGUCUUCUUCUGCAUCAAACUUACGUGGUAAUCAUCAUCAUCAACAUAAUAAUAAUAAUAAUCCUAACAAUACGAAUAAUAAUUUAAUUGAUCGUCCAGUAGUUGUAUUAAAUCCUGAUGAACCACGUGAAAUAUUUAUUGGUGGUGUACAAUCUGUUACAUUACCAUUAUGGGCAUAUUGUAAAUGUUUAACAAUGGUACGUGGUGAACCACAUGAAUUAGGACCACGUUUAUGUUUACGUCUAUUACAAAGUUUAUUUAGUUUACAUUAUUUAGUUACACAUAAUUAUAAUGGUUCCGGUGGUAAAGCACCUAUUGAUCCAAUUGUAAUGAGUGCUGUAUUACGUCAAGCACAAUUACAAUUUGGUUCAGGUUAUUUUUUUACUGAACCAAUGGCUUUAGGUAAAUUAAGAGAUUAUUUAAAUAAUGCUUUUCGUGUAAUGGCAUUUAGACAACGUAAAGGUGAACGUGUAAGAUCACCAUUUUGGAAUGAAAAAGGUGAACCAAUACAUGAUUUAGAAGCACCGGUGGAAUUUUCAAAUAUUACUGAUAUUAUUGUUAUACCACAUUCAAUUAAUACUACUACUACUACUAAUACUACACCCAAUACUAACACUACUACUGUUAUUACAGCUACACCAACCUUAUCAACAACUACAACAAUGUCAAAUGAAUCUGAUAGGAAUAUGAAUUCAAGAUGA